This is a messenger RNA of Microplitis demolitor, 1283 nucleotides long. RefSeq names its product kelch-like protein 24. Gene Ontology annotation, molecular function: ubiquitin protein ligase binding. Bases 366 to 1283 code for a protein of 305 amino acids. NCBI's taxonomy places the organism in Eukaryota, Metazoa, Arthropoda, Insecta, Hymenoptera, Braconidae. The record is from RefSeq and is a predicted model, not a curated record. Gene Ontology annotation, cellular component: cytoplasm. Gene Ontology annotation, biological process: regulation of proteolysis; proteasome-mediated ubiquitin-dependent protein catabolic process. The transcript has 2 exons.
AAAGUGGCUAUCAGGGUAGAUCUACCCCCCAUAGUUUUAAGUCUAAAGAAAUUUAUACCUGAGUUCUGUUCACUUUAGUAUGUUCUGAGCUCUUCAACCGACACUUGCUCAUACAAUUUUAAAUACAGUACUAUACUGAGAUAUUUUUAUUUCUGUUGCUAGCACGUGGCUUCAAAACGUUUUGUGAAAAACAAGUGAAACGGUCGCAUAUUAUUUUUUUAUGCAAAAAUUAAUUAUCUGAUUAAUUUAUCUGUAUCGUUUGCCAUCAAAUUAUUUUUAUAAUUACUGUCCGCCACGUGCGUUAGUUAUUUAUAAUUUUUUAAAAUUGGAAGAGAUUCAUAUUGUUUUGAUAUAAAUAAAGAACAAUGACUGCACUAGGUUCAGUUUUAUAUAAAUGGGAUAGAAUGAAAUUCUUUCAGUCACGAUACUGGAAUUAUUCCGAUUUAUUUUCUAUUGAAGGAGUAGACGAUGUUGCUUUUUCAAUUGGUGUUAGAGUAAAUAACGUUAAUUUCACUGUCUGUGUAAGAAAAAAUAAUUUGAAAUCAGCCAAGGCUGUUAUACAAAUAGCAAUACAUGAUGAAGAAAAAAAAAAAGAAAUUAAUAACUGGAAGGAUACUUACAUUUUUAAUUAUUCUUUAUCCAGUGCUAAGCUUUAUUUUGCUGGUAAUGAAAAUCAAUUUUUCCAAUUUUCGUCUAGCAUUACUUGUAGAAUUACCUGGUAUGGUUUCAAUGAAAGAGUUUUGAGGGAUAACUUUUAUCAAAAAUUACAGCAGUUUCACAGAGCAACUGAAUUCAGUGAUGUGAUACUGUCAGUUGAUGGUGCUGAAUUACCAGCGCACAAGAUCAUUUUAUCAUCUCACAGUCCAGUACUUCAUGCGAUGCUAACAUCAGAUAUGAGAGAAAAGAAAGAGAGUCGAAUUGACAUUGAUAAUUUUGAGAUAGAUGUCAUCAAUGAAAUGUUGGCGUAUUUUUACACUGGCAACACAAAAGCCAGUCAAGAUGUUGAAACAGCGUUGAAGAUGCUUGAGCUGUCCAAUAUGUAUCAAAUAAAUGGCCUCGAAGAGAUUUGCGAGCAGACAUUGAUAAAGAAAAUGAAGGUAGAUAAUGUCUUGAUCAUUCUCGUUGCCGCUGAUGAUUUCAGUAUACAAAAGUUAGUUGACGAAUCAAUUAAAUUCAUGGUAAAAAACCGAAAGGAAGUUGGUAAACUUCCUGAAUUCGAAGAGUUAUUGAAACAUAGGACCGGAAUCAUGUGCAAGUUUAUUCGUGCCAGUUUUGAAACUUAA